UUCUCCGAUAAGGAAACGCGUUGAUUAAGAUUUUAUAAUUCAGUGGAAAGUCACGUGACAUCGGAGACGACCGAAGAAGAUCCUGAAUCGACCAAUCGAACGUUACUUCGAACAAUACCACACAAUACUUUUUGAUGAUAAAUCCAUACACUGGAUCGCCGGAUCCGCAAAUUACUUUUAACCUUUUAAUGAGAUGCAUCUCGUCCUAUAAGAUUCACUAAAGAUACGUCAGAUUUACAUAAAAAAAUAGAAAUCGAACGUUGCCCAGGCGAGGAUAAUUUUUAUGACCUACGAGCCGCGCAUUGCCACUUCCUUUUUUCAUACCGCUCUGACCGGUCAUCAAGGAGGAAUAUUCGUCGAUACUGGUUAUGGAACUGUCGGCGUUUCGAUUUAAUAUUAGUAGAUUAAUUUUAAUUAUUUUCCUAAUUGUGUCGAAGACUAAUUCAGGAAGCUGCGAGAAGAAGCAAGUGGUCUUGAACUUGAAACUGAGUGACAAUACUGCGAGUAAUCCGUUUCUUCAGAAUAAUAACGCAACGUUUACGAGGGAUGGGAUUUACCGAAGGAAUCCAUUCUUAACGACUACUGAAAACUCAGUCGUGUCAUUUUUUGACAUCAGCAAUGAAGAGAACGAGGAGAGACCCGUAAAUAUUAAACCAUCGAGGUCCAGCCUGUUGAAGGACCACCAGAAUAUUUAUUUUCAUGUUACUGUUCACAAUCCUUUCCUACAAGGUGCUACCAAUAAAAAUAAUCACACUGAAACUGAUUCCUCAAGUAACCCACAGGAUACCAUAAUUUUACCAGAUGUAAAACCAUCAGGAGACUAUCCGAAUGAAAUAAGUCCAUAUGUAGAGACGAAAGCGAAGUCAGCACUCAAAUGUGAAGAAUAUGGAAAACAAUUAUUGGACACAAUACAGGUGUUGCCCUUGGUGGGUACAAAACCAGAAGUGAUCAAGAUAACUGAUCAAAAAUGUAGCAAUACAAAUCGUCUUAUUGUUGGAGGUGAGAUAGCCUCUCCUGGGGAAUUUCCUCACAUGGUUGCCUUAGGCAGCAAAACUCCAAAUGGAACGUUCAUCUUUGCAUGUGGUGGUACUCUCAUUGCACCACAAUGGGUACUCACUGCAGCACACUGCACUCAUGGGCAAAAUAGCCCUACAGACGUCCGCAUUGGAUUCAAUGACUUGACAGAUACUCAGCAUGGUAUUACGAGAACAAUCACCAGGAUGUUAAGGCAUCCGAAUUAUAGAGCUCCAGCCAUGUACGCUGAUAUAGCCCUUUUAGAAUUAGAUGCAGCUGUUACUUUUAAUAAAGAAAUCAGACCCGCUUGCCUUUAUCAGCAGUACGACACUGUCCCUUCGAAGGCAUGGGUCAGCGGCUGGGGUGUCACUGAAUUUGGUGAUGAAACACAAAGUGAUCAAUUGCGAAAAGCUAGUCUCGACAUUGUUGAUAAUAUUUCGUGCGCUCUGAGGCACAACCAAUCGAUAUCAGUGCCAUACGGAAUUACGCCAAGUAUGAUCUGCGCCGGGGAUCCUCAUGGUGGUUGGACUGCAGACACUUGUCAAGGAGACUCGGGAGGUCCUCUCCAAGUGAUUCAUCCGAAGAAUCCAUGCCUGUUCCAAGUACUAGGUAUCACUAGCUUCGGGAAAGGUUGCGCGUUCAUUAACACACCUGGAGUAUACACCAGAGUCUCGCAUUAUCUUAAUUGGAUAGAAAGUAUUGUUUGGCCAUGAGUUUAUACAAAAAUGGAACAAUUACUUUGCAAAGAUAAAAACGUUUAUUUUCCUCUCAUUAGUUAUUAUCGAGUUAAAAGUUUAAAAUACAUAUGAUACUGAUAUUACGAUGAUAACGAUUGUAGUGAUAAAAAUUUGUUAAAUAUAUUGUUGUAUAUAUAUACA
Molecule: messenger RNA, 1892 nt
Organism: Ceratina calcarata
Lineage: Eukaryota; Metazoa; Arthropoda; Insecta; Hymenoptera; Apidae
Product: serine protease snake
Exons: 5
Coding region: 369-1727 (452 amino acids)
Biological process (GO): proteolysis
Molecular function (GO): serine-type endopeptidase activity
Source: RefSeq, a predicted model, not a curated record